Messenger RNA from Cordyceps militaris CM01, 2166 nucleotides. Its product is annotated as ferric-chelate reductase. Gene Ontology annotation, cellular component: plasma membrane. NCBI's taxonomy places the organism in Eukaryota, Fungi, Ascomycota, Sordariomycetes, Hypocreales, Cordycipitaceae. The record is from RefSeq and is a predicted model, not a curated record. Gene Ontology annotation, molecular function: ferric-chelate reductase activity. The coding region runs from base 1 to 2166 and encodes 721 amino acids. The transcript has 7 exons. Gene Ontology annotation, biological process: intracellular iron ion homeostasis; iron ion transport; copper ion import.
AUGAAGACAUUCCGCCCAGGGCUCCUCGUCGGGCUCGUUGUCUUCGCAGCCCGUCCUUCAUGCUGCGCCGCCGACGAGCCAUUCAACAGAACCUGCGUCGAGAGCUGCCAAAACGCCCUGGAACCCGUUAUUUUUACCGAUUUUGUUUCUCACAGAGCCCCCGAGGAGCAGGCAUGCAAGAGCACCCUGAGCCUCACGUCAACGUGCCUCUGCCUCGACCUCUACUGCGGCGCGCCGACGCGCGACCUCGCCUGGCAGCGCCUGAAUGGCACAUGCGUGGGACUCUUCAACACGUCUCUGCCUGCAAUUUCGCAUCUUGCCAAUUACACAAGGGAGCAGAUAUCCCACCUUCCACGAAUCCAAAGACGUCAUGUCCUCGGCCCGCAACAACCCUGGGACAAGCCUGUCCUCCCCGCGCCGCACUAUUUCAGCGUUUGGCUGCAAACCCUGGAUGGAUGGCGCUACUCGAACCUUCACCACUUCUUGUAUGGAGCGGCCGUCGUCAUCUUUUGGGUCCUCGUGGUGGCCGUCGGCUUCCUUCACCGGGUCUACCUCGUCGUCUGCCGCAUGUACUACUCCUAUCCCGCCUUGCAGCUCAUACCGCUGCCGCUUGGUCGAGCGUCGUGGCUGAAGCGCCGGCUCCUUCUCCCAGCAACGUUCGGCUACCGAUGCGCUCAGCGAGCCUGGGGCUGCAGCGUGCCGCCUCGCCUCCAGUCAAUGACAAUACUAUUAUUUGUCGUCAUCAAUACCGUGUACACCAUCAUUGGGUACCGAUUCACGCGCGAGAAUUAUUACUUUGACAAUGUUCUUGAUCAAGCGCUUCGCUAUGUUUCUGACCGAACGGGGAUUAUAUCCUUUGCCAAUUUUCCCCUGCUAUGGCUCUUUGGCAUGCGCAACAACUUUGCGCUCUGGCUCACAGGAUGGGACUUUGGCACGUACAACAGCUUUCACCGCUGGACAGCUCGAAUAGCGACAGUACAAGCUAUACUGCAUUCCGUCGGCUAUACCAUAAUCCUGCUGCGUCAGGGCGGCUGGCAUGACUUGUAUACAGAAUAUCUCGAGCCAUACUGGCAGGCUGGUGUCUUGGCUACAAUUGUCAUGUCUCUCAUAAUACCACUGUCCAAGCCGUCUCUACGCAGAUAUUCUUACGAGGCAUUUCUCGUCAUACACAUUGGCUUUUCAGCCUUGCUACUAUUAUUCAUGCUGGGCCACGUCUCCAUCUUUGAGGGCCAGUGGAAUGGCUUCGUCCGAGUACCGACCUACAUAUGGAUAUUUGAUCGCGUAAUGAGAACGGUGCGCGCCGCUGCCUUUCAUCCUCUAUCGUGGGGCAGCCAAGCGCACGCGUCCUACUUUCCGACCGCAGACAUUGUGCAGCUUCGCGUACCAGUGGAGUGGUAUUCGCUGCGCAGGCCGAGUCCUGGCACAUUCUUCUACCUCACGGUAUUGUCAGAUGUCAAGUCAAGAGUGCAGAGCCAUCCGUUUACAGUGGCGGCCGUGAUGACGACGAAAGGACCCGUCGACGCGGGCGAGCGCACAGCGUUACUAGGUCCAACGAAUGGGAGCGGACAAGACUUCAGAAUGAAGCCUGGUGGUCCCUCGGCAUCUAUACACUUCUUAAUACGGCCGUAUAACGGAUUUACGGCCCAGCUGCGUGAGCUGGCACAGGAGACAAAGUCCUUUAAAGUACUCGUCGAGGGGCCGUACGGCACGAACCAUCCUCUCCAAACGUAUAAUCAGGUCGUCUUCAUCGUAGGAGGCACAGGGAUCGUGACAGCCAUAUCGUACCUCCCUUGCCUGACGGGAGGCUCAAAACGGAAGCCGAUUGUGGGCCUGCAUUGGGCUGUCCGCGAGCCCGCGUUUGCCAACAUGGUUCUGGAGCAGUACUUUGGCGAUGCCCUUCAGUCGGACAACCUGUCCGUGACGCUGCACGCGUCGAGGUGCCUCGAUUUGCAGCCAUCCUUCUCGACGCGCGUGUCGCAGCUGAUGGGCCGCCCCAGCACUUCCGCCAUUAUCGCGGCCGCCGCAGCGGCCACCAGACGCGGCCGCCUCGCCGUCGUCGCCUGCGGCCCAGAAGCCAUGCUCGACGACGCGCGACUGGGCGUUGUGCGCGCGCUGGAAACAGCCACGGGCGCCAUUGAUUAUUUCCAAGACAGCUUCGCCUGGUAA